AUGCACACAGAGAUCGGUGGGCAUGAACAGGCCGGAGCCGUAGACGUUUCCACUCGCGACCUUGUUGUGUCGGAGGGAGGGCCGCUUCCCGAGAGUUCGCGUUCCAGCAAACGUACUGCGGUGUAUCUGCAGGACGACUGCCUUAAACACCGCUACAUAAGGUCGAAGGAUACCUCGGGUAUCGUGGAGCGUCCCGAACGCCUUCGCGCAGUCAAAGUAGGUCUUUCAGCAGCGAUUGCUCACGCAGGCGAGGUUUCCGCGAAACACACUGCACGCAGGAAUGAUAGCACGACUGGCAAAAUCACUUCUACAGAAACAGACACAUUGGUGUCUGCCCUGGAGCGUAUGAAUAUCGGACAGGCCCAAGAUCAGCAAUUAUGGCCUUCCUCUGUUACUUUUUACCGCACUGCAGCGAAGGUUGAUUUACUCGAUCACCCUGCCGUGAAGUAUGUUCACGGGGACGUCGAGGGCGACGUGUAUCUCGAAAACCUCACUGCAUGGGCACGAGACAGCCAAGAAAAUAUCCAAAAGAAGGGUCUCGAAAUCCCAGAUGGGAUCCCGCCGCUGGAUUUGUAUCUCUGCCCAACGUCCAUGGACGCUAUUCAAGGGGCUGUUGGCGCGGUAUGCGAAGCCGUCGACAACGUACUCACCUCUGAUGCAGGGGGUAGUAAGGGCUGCGAACGGGCCUUCGUGGCAAUUCGACCUCCAGGUCAUCACUGCGGCGAGGACACUCCUAGUGGUUUUUGUUUCGUCAACAACGUGGUCAUUGGUGCUGCACAUGCGCAUCUGAAGCACAAUAUCAAACGAGUUAUUAUACUUGACAUCGACCUGCAUCAUGGUAAUGGUACACAAUCACUCGCGUGGCAGAUAAAUGAAGAGACCUAUCUCAAGUCACUGGAGUCUGAGGGUUCACAAAACAACAUGCCUCCCACGCAGAGUGGUCUUCAAAUAUACUACGGAUCACUUCACGACAUCCUCUCGUACCCGUGCGAGGAUGGCAAGCUGCACAUGGUUCAGGCAGCUUCAACUUCUAUCCACGGUCCGCACGGACAACAUGUUGAAAACAUUCAUCUUCAGCAAUAUGAUUCUAGCGAGCACUUCUGGGGCACACUCUAUCCUAAGUACCUUAAUCUCAUCCACCGCGCGAGAGACUUCCUUGAUCGUACAGGAGGACCCGGGGACGACGUCCUUAUAUUCAUUAGUUGCGGCUUCGACGCUUGCGAACACGAAUACCCGUCCAUGUCCCGUCAUGGUCGCAGGGUCCCUGUAUCUUUUUAUCAUCGCUUCACUCGUGAUACACGCUCCCUUGCUGAUCAGUACGCACGAGGACGUCUAGUUAGUGUACUCGAAGGGGGAUAUAGUGACAAAGCCCUCUUAAGUGGCGCUAUGGCCCAUGUAUGCGGUUUAGUGGAGUUGGAAGGGGAGGAUGGGAGCUGGGUAGACCAAGAAUGGUGGAACACGGAAAACAUAAACAAACUAGAAAAGGUUAUCAAGACCCGAAAGGGUCUUCGUCCAUCGGUACCUUCCGCUCCAGAGGAUUGGCUUUCUCGUACUGUGGAGAUACUUGCUACCCUGGAUCCAAAGCCCACCUCUUCGCCUGCAAGUUCUCGCAGUAGUCGUGCCCCCCCAACAGUUCGGACGCUUCGUAAACGAAAGAAGGAUCCAGGUGGCACUCCAAGUGAUUCCGGGAGUACGACGUUAUCUGGAAGCACGAAGAACACUUCGUCUUCUGCACUUGAGGGUCCUAGUGGGGGAUAUUCUCCAACGCCAGAGACGGAGACGAAGAUUGAAGACAGCUCGACGCAGCGUACUGCCUUUGUAGCUUCUGCCAGUAGUAGAAAGAAGCUGCCUAGGGUUAUUCUUCACGUCCGUCCUCCAGCGACUUGA
Molecule: messenger RNA, 1887 nt
Organism: Pisolithus orientalis
Lineage: Eukaryota; Fungi; Basidiomycota; Agaricomycetes; Boletales; Pisolithaceae
Product: arginase deacetylase
Exons: 7
Coding region: 1-1887 (628 amino acids)
Cellular component (GO): nucleus
Molecular function (GO): histone deacetylase activity
Source: RefSeq, a predicted model, not a curated record